AUGUGGGUGCAGGGUAAGCUCGCUCUCUCACCGGUCACACUCCCAGUUGCCCAACACCACACCGUCACUCUAGGAAGGGAAGAAGGCGAGUUGUUUGCCCCUUGUCGUUGUCACGGGAGUAUCAAGUACGUUCACCAGAAGUGUUUAGAUCGGUGGUUAUCGCUCAAGGGAACGAGUGCAUGUGAGCUAUGCGGAUACGGGGUCAUUUACGAUCGCAUCGUGGCGGCGGGUGCGCCUCGGGUUUUGCCUUUAAGGACGUUGUUGCCUGAGUGGUUGAAGGGGUGCUAUGUGGAGAACGCUGUUUGGCUUCGUGGUAGCAUCUGGUCGGCGACGAUGUGGGUGUGGGUGCCAUCUGCCCUAUACCUGCUCUGCAAGCUCUCAGUGCCUGAAGGCACAACUUGGGAAUUCGUCACUUCGCGCGACCUCGACCUUGGACCGCCCCAGUCUCUACGGCCCGGCAGUCUCCGUGGCGCACCCCCUGGCGACCUUUUCGCAUCCGCUCUGGGAGGCUCCUCCGCCGUCCUGAACGCCUCCUCCUCCGUAUUGAACGGCUCUUCCACACUUGGCGGCUCACCCACACUUGGCGGCUCUCUAUUAGUCCUCGGAACCGGACUGGAACGCUCUUGCCGACUGCUGGAGGCCUUUGUACGCUCCUGCUUCUACGGGUCCUGGAUCACCCUUGUCGCCGCCUUACUCGUCGGCCUCGGCUGCCUCCUCUCCCUCAUCGGCAUGGAGUGUGAGGUCUUCUUCCUCUGGUGGCGCGACCAAAACAGGCACACCAACGGCACGCCUUCUCACAACCGAGUUGUGCCCAACGUUCUCGUCCCCGUACGCAGAGACAACGACGGCACACUCAUCGUCAACGGCGUCACCCGCCCUCCCGAGCCUCCCUCCAUGGUCUCUCCUUCCGCCCGUAGUCCCACUGAUCCGAGCACCACCACUGAUCCGAGUACCAUCACUGAUCCGAGUACCACCACUGAUCGCAGUCCCACAGACCGGAGCCCCACAGACCGGAGCCCACAGACCACCGAAGGGAGACCCCAAAAUCUGGCGCCAAACUCCCCCCACGGGACAAGUCCGCAGGGGACGGGUCCUCCAUCUGAGACCAACCCGGCACCGCUCUCGGCCGUACGCGCCCCCUUCAGCGCACCCCGGGCCGCGGCCCCGCCGGAAGACCAGUCCGAACGCGGCGUGAGUACAGAGACUGGCCCCCCGACCACGCCCGUCGCUACAGGCGGACUCAUCGACGUUGAAGAAGGCGCCGAGGAAGGGCCAGCCGACGAGGAGCAAGGUGGCGCGGAGCGGCAAGGCGAGCGAGAGGAACGGCCGGAGGCACGCCGAGAGGAACGCAUGCCGUUAUCGGCGGAUGAAGUUUCGGACACAAGUGGAUGUGAGGGGGAACUGUCGGUAGAGUACCCAGAGUGCAGGAUACCCGCCAUGGUGCCUUCGAACUCCGCAGAGGCGAAGUCACUGGUGCAAACUCCAUGUGGUACCACCCCUUUUGAGACGACUCCUGAUGAGACGACUCCUGUGGAGACGUCUGAGCCGGAGAGGUGGGAGGUUGCGGCGCUGCGGUUUCCUGCGAUGGAAGCCCGAAUCGACACGCCGUGCGAGCGAUCGCCGCGGGAAGUUCCAGCAUCAGUGAGCAGUCGUAGCGACGUUGAGGAGUCGCAGCCGGCUACGUACCGGUCGGCAUGUUACUUCAUCGGUGGAGACUCGGACGAGCCGCGGUCCGACGAGUCGCAGAGUCCUUUGGCGGAGGCAGUGCGGACCCUCCGUGCGGCACCUCUCCGGUCCUCCGAUCCGGAUUCGGGAGACGGACUCGAGGAGGACCAACUGGAUGCCGACUUGCGCGUUUCCUCGGGCUCCCUCAAGCCAACUCCGAACAGUGCUUCGGAUCGCCCGUUCAUGAGCAGCCUGGAGUCUAGUAGUGAAGAAGAGCGCACGCCCAUCAGCGACAUUACCUGCUCUGAACACCCAAGCAUUUCUGAGGAUCUAACGGACCCAGCAGACGAAGCGGAUCCAGUGCAACAAGCGGAACAAGCGGGUCGAGCGCCGACUACAGCCGAGGGACAAUACAGUGAUGCGCAAGAUGACGGCCAAGAGCUAGCUGUGAGCCAGGAACCAGACAGCCUCAAUCUUCCUCAGGAAUCGGAUGGCUUCGAUCAUCCCCACGUCCCAGGGGCAGGUCGUGGUUCGGUCGAGGCCAACGACGUAGUCAAUGAUUGCAAAGAAUACCUAGACAUCACUGAACUAAGUACUCCUGAACUAAGUACUCCUGAACUAAGUACUCCUGAACUAAGUACUCCUGAACUAAGUACUCCUGAACUAAGUACUCCUGAACUAAGUACUCCUGAACUGGAUAGCCCUGAGCUAGGUAUAAGCAAGUUGGACAAGCUGGAGUUGGAUGAAUUGGAAUUGGAUAAGCUGGAACUCGGGAAAUUGGAGGAGUGUUCGAGCAAUGCGGAUGGUAGUGUCGGAGAGAGUAGCGGGAGAAAGAGUAGCGAAGAUGUGGGGGACUACGAUAGGGGAGGACAUAGUUCAUCGGAUAGGCGGCGCAGUUCUUCACAAGACGGUUUUGACAGCGACGAGUCGGUUUUCAGUGCCCCUGUGAACUUGGGGCGUGGACGUAGUGGUGGUCGAACUUUCAGUCGGCGAGCGUCGACAUUGCCGGCGUUGUCGAGCGAGAGCUCGGAAGGAAUGGCCAUCUCCGGUCGGGGAGAGUUUGGUCAGUGGUCUGCCAACGGCCAGCGGGCCAGUUCAGCGUACGGAGCGGGGUCUGAAGCGUAUGGUUCUGAAGUCUUGACCGAUAGUGGUCCGGCGGUAUCUGGACACGGCGGCGGAGUCAGGACUGAGAGGACGAGCCCGGGGUGUGAUCACGGAAACUCCGAACAAGAACCGAGUCCUGACUCUACGUCCCGGCCGACGUCUCCUCGGGCGUUCACGGAUGAGGAGGUGAGAAUGACUGCCCAGCUGGUGGCUUCCUUGGCGAGGGCCUCGGAGGCUCCGGCGCCGGCGGAGACGGAGGGCGUCGACUCUUUGGCGUUUCUGGGUCUGCGCGGCUCCUACCUUCGCUUAUUCGGCGGCGCAUUCGUCCUUUGGGUAAUCGGUGCCUUCCUCGUACUCAUGAUGAUCCGCCGCUACACCAUGUCUCAGUACCACGCGCGGAGCGUUGUUGAGGCGUACUUGCCCGAUCACUUGGCCGGCUCCGCGCUCGCCGCCAAAGCCGUCUACGACCACAUGGGUCGCACUUUCUCCCUCGUCGGCUGCUUCGAGCCCAACUGCAGGGUUCCCGUCAGUUCGCCGGCAACGUCCACUCGCGUCCGGAAGGGCAAAAGACAAUUUGUUUCUCACCAGGGAUUCCUCAUCUCCAGCAAUCUACUUAGCCAAAACUAUGUCGGAGGGCCUGAAAAAUUCCUCAAGAUCCAUACAGACAAUGCCGAUUCCUUCUUCCCUAAUAUUCAAGAAUUAACCGGAACGCUGCAGGAACAUGACCGACUCAGGGUCUCAUCUCCGGUCAGCGAAGCUAUUCUCACCGGCCAAUCAUUAUUAUCUUAUUCGCCUCCGCAGACGUCAGGUCAGGCUGACGCCAGAGGUUAUGUUCCCCAACUGCCAGACUACAAUCUUGACCUGGCGAAGCUCCCGUCGCUCCCGAAAAAUCGUGUGGUCACACAAAGACAAACAAGAAGCGCAUCUAUAAGAUGGCCUUCCAAAGUUGUAAAGCAUCUUUACCAUAGGUUUGGACUUCGAACAUGGAUCAGAAUUAGACCUACCGUUGGGCCACUCGUGAGGAAACUAGCUACAACUGGAACUCCCACCAAGGUGCUUCGAUUAGUUAGAGGGGUCAUCAAAGAAGUGUCCCCAAUUCUUGAAAAAUUGAAAGAGGCAUUCAAUGAAAAGAACUCCGGCGCUGUGAUGUCUGACUUUGAGUUCCGGAACUCACUGGGUUCAGGUGAUUUCCCGGCGGUCGCUGGUAGGGACACUGGCAGGACAGGAAGGUUUGCUUCCGGGACCCAAAACACCACCAUAGGUUUUGUCGACGACUUCUCUGACUGGUAUUGGCGGACGGCGGUGGGCACCCCGAAAAGUCUGGCGGACUUCCUUCUUGAAGACCCGAAAGAGCUUUUGGAAUGCUCUGAGACCAAUGACGUCCCUCAUCUCGUUAACGGCCGGAAGAUCACUUGUGACUUCCUCAACCCGGCUGUGAUCGGAGCGGGGAGCAUCAAGACCUGGAUUGCAGGCGUGCCGCUAACUUCCGUUAGGUACUACUUGGUUGCGGCCUUGCGCCUGGAUUACGACGAAGGCUACCCUCCGCUGCGGAGGUACUGGAACCGGACACCUUUCCAAGCCCGGCUUGAUCGGGCGGCGCACCGAGCGAUCCAGGUUUUGCAGCCUCUGGCGAGGUCCUGCCUGCCGGAGUAUUUUGCGUCGCGGCUGCUCCCACCUUUGCAGCCGAGCCGACUGGUCUACGAAGUCAAAGUGGUGUCUGGGCAGUUCCCUCUGGACGGUGCUUUGUGGGUGGCUGGUGCACUCCUUCUGCUUCAGGGUUUUGUUAGAGUCCUGAAGGGUACAGCUUGCUUGCUUAUCAUUCCACUAGGCUACGCAAUUUUCUCUGGACUCUUUUCGAGCCUCCGCACCAGGAGCAACCAACCCGCCGCAGAUGACCGUGCAACCCGUGGCAGAGAACGCCCGGACAGCGGACCCUUCGGGUCGCCCGAGGAGCGGGCCGCUGCUAUACGCGCCUUCCGCGAGUCCCUUCUGCAGGCCGUCCAGGUCGCCAGCGUCCAAGAAAUCCGAAACUUCUACGCCCAGGGAUCGAGUGCACGGCCGUCCGACACUCGGCCGUCCGACACUCGGCCGUCCGAGACGCAACCGUCCGAGACGCGGUCGGGACCGUCCGAGACUCGGCUGUCCGAG
Gregarina niphandrodes is the source of this 4917-nucleotide messenger RNA. Its product is annotated as ring-variant domain protein. The record is from RefSeq and is a predicted model, not a curated record. Gene Ontology annotation, molecular function: zinc ion binding. The annotation marks the transcript as partial. Gene Ontology annotation, cellular component: endoplasmic reticulum membrane. The transcript has 2 exons. Lineage: Eukaryota; Apicomplexa; Conoidasida; Eugregarinorida; Gregarinidae.